Fusarium venenatum is the source of this 534-nucleotide messenger RNA. RefSeq lists its product as uncharacterized. NCBI's taxonomy places the organism in Eukaryota, Fungi, Ascomycota, Sordariomycetes, Hypocreales, Nectriaceae. The record is from RefSeq and is a predicted model, not a curated record.
AUGCACGACAACAAGCGAACUCAUCCCCUGUUGGAACAAGUGCCCCUCACAGUAUCACCAUUUGUGUCUCUUCCAACAGCAACAACAUUAUCAUACAACUACAAGACAAUGCCUUCCAACAUUCCUCCCUCAUCACUAGGUGUGGAAGCCGCAUCAGACAACCCCGCAGGCCAAGUCAAACCCAAAUAUGUGGUUUCCGGCUCAGGUCACGCAGCGCAUCCUGAGGACAUCAUCGCUUCGUGCCGUGCGCUCUCGGCUUAUGUGACUAAGAUGCAGGAAGACGCGGACCGUGAACUCAGAGAGUUUGAUGAGAGGAUCAAGGCGCGCGAACUCGCCGAGAAGAGGAGAGUCGCACCAGGCUGGCUAGACAGCGAGAUGCAUAUCCUUGAGCCUGAAAAAAGUACACCUGUGCAGCAACAAGGUACUGGAAAUGUGCCCCAAAGUCAUGAUGCCCAGAAUGCCCAGGGCGGGAAUGCGACCUCGGAUCAGGGUGCAGAAUUGGACAGAGCCUUUGGUGGAAUGGAACUGAAAUGA